AUGAGGGCUCGUAUCAUGUUACUUGAUGCCAAGGCACCACACACUGUGUUGGAUAAAACUUCUAGAGCUGCUAAUGAUAUUCUCAAGACUAUGAGGCGUAUAGCUGAGCAUUCCAUCCCUAGAUCUGCCGAAAAUAUUGCACUAGCUGUGGGAGCGCUUUGUACGGUCCUGCCCCAGUCUGCCCAUGCUGUUAAAUCAACUGCUUCAAAGUUCAUGUUGAAUUGGUUAUUCCAGUAUGAACAUGAAUAUCGCCAAUGGUCAGCAGCAAUUUCUCUUGGAUUGAUCUCAAGUUGCCUUCAUGUGACCGAUUACAAACAGAAAUUUGAAAGCAUCAACGCACUCCUUCAGGUUGCAUCUCAUAGCAAAAGCACUCUUGUGAAAGGAGCUUGCGGAGUUGGAUUGGGUUUUUCAUGUCAAGAUCUUCUUACCGGGGUUGCAGCUGAAGAUGACUCCCUCUUGAAUAAAGAAACACACAAGAUGCAGGAAGCGGAUUUAUUAGGAAAGAUUGUUAGGGCUUUAUCUCUGAUGAUAUGUCCAUUUACGCAAUCUUCUUGUGAGGUUCUACAAAGCUUAUCUGCAUAUUUUCCUGUGAGACCAGAUGAUAUUGAUUCGGAUCCCACUAUUAAUUUGUUGGGUAGGAAUUACGAUAACUUGGAGGAAGAUAUAUGGGGUGUUGCAGGACUUAUCCUGGCUUUGGGGAGUUCUGUUAGUGCAAUAUACAGAACUGGGGCCCAUGAUGCUGUGCUUAAGAUCAAAACCUUAAUCUUAUCGUGGAUCCCCCACUUGAAUUCUUCAGUUCAACCCACUGCUGUCGGUGAAACAUGUGAGAUAGCCUUAUCUGUGGGCUCUUGUCUUGCGCUUCCUAUCGUAGUGGCUUUCUGCCAGAAAGUAGAACUGAUUGAUGAUACUGACCUGGACCAUCUAGUGAGUGGCUUUAUAGGGCUCAUUUCUGAACUAAUAUCUGUUAAAAAAUCUGGCAUCUUCCAUCAGAGCUUGUUGAUGGCAUCUUGUAUUGGAGCAGGAAAUCUUCUUGCCUGUAUUUUAAAUGAAGGCGUGCAUUCCUUGGAAGCUAAGCAUGUUAAAGAUUUGUUGGCAUUGUUUAGAAAAACUAGUUCUGAUCCCCAUCCUCCUCUUAUCCACUUGGGUGGGAUGCUUGGCGUUGUAAAUGCAUUUGGUGCUGGCGUGGGGACGUUGGUUCAACCUCACCCUUUGACCUCUUCGAACACUGUUUAUAAUCAAGAGGAAUCUUCUUAUAUCACGGGUCCUCUACUUCGAAGCCCUGUUCUGGAGCCUGAUUUGACUUCACAAGUACAGGAGAUGUUUCUUGUUGCUAAAAAUUCUGAUGAUCAUCAACUGCAGCAGUAUGCAGCCUGGGCAGUUUCAUUGCUUAGACACUAUUUGUGGGUCAAGGAAAUUCGCAUCGAGGACAGUAGUAUGCAACGUGAUGCAGUUGGUUCGAAGCUCAUAUCUCAAGCAUUUCCUGAGGAUAGUACAGUCAUGAAGAUCUCUUUGUGGCUAAUGCAUCUGAGCUCUCCUGGGACAGGUACCAUUUUGCAUGUUAACACAGUUGCAACUGCAUUGCGGUGCCUUUCACAAGCUCCGAGAUUGCCACCAGUGGACUGGGGAGCAAUCAUCAGAAGGUGCAUGAGAUAUGAGGGUCAAAUUGCUGAACUGUUACCCCCAAAUUCAGAUCUUAAGAAAGGAAUCCUUAGGGAGGAAUGUCUACAGUUCUCUUUAGCUCAUGCAAGCCAAUUUGAUUCUCUUCUUAGCUUCCUCGAUGAGCUAUCUGAUCUGUCCAGGUUCCGGACCCUGGAGCUGAAUCUGCAGUCGAGUAUGCUCUUUCAUCUGGCAACUCUAAUAAAGACAUUCUCAGGUUCUAGGAUUGAGAAACUAUUGGAUGACAUGUCUAAUUUCAUGUACUGGUUGGUUUCUUCUGACCAGCUUUAUAACCCAGAACAGAAAAGCUUGUUGCGGGUUUCAUGCUGGAAGGGUCUUUAUCUGUGUUGGGAUGAGACUUCUCUUGAUUCUCAAGAGUAUAUUUCUAACCUGGAACACUGCAUGGAGGUGCUCUUUUCUUCUUUGCCUGGUUUGCACUCAGCUCCUGUAUUGGGAUCAGUUCAGGGAUAUCUAGUACAUGAGUGGUCUGUUGCAGUUAGAUGCCUGGGGAAGGUUCAAAGGGGUUGGUUAUUGGACCUUCUGCAGGUUUCAGAGUUCAGUUUGAUUGAAGGGAACAGCCCCUUUUUUGAGGUCAUGAAAAAGAUUCAAGCAAAGGCCAGGCUAGUUCGGAUGGGUUGCAUUCCAUUGAGUGAACUGGGAACACUGAAAGCUUAUAUAUUGAACUACAAAUCAGAAGCUAUAUGGGACGUUCUGGUAGAAGUUGUUGCAACUUUGCAUCAUGCAGGGGGAAGUAUCAAAAGACAGUGGCUUGCUGAUGCUGUGGAAAUUAGCUGUGUCACAAGUUAUCCUUCUACGGCUCUGCAGUUCAUUGGCCUGCUAAGUGGUAGUUGCUCUAAAUAUAUGCCUUUUCUGAUUGUGGAUCGGUUGACUGUGUUGAGUGACCUACCGGUCACCCUUAAAUCUCUUCUAUCAGACAGCAGUUGGGAGGUGGUGGCUGAAUCUGUGGUUUUGUCUCUGUGGACAUCAACAGAACGGAUAUAUGAAUGGGCCAUGCGUAUAGCUCGUGGUGAUGAUUCACCCAGCCCACAACCUAUUGACAAAAGUGAGAACGAUAUGGCUGUUUUUCUUUUGCAGGUGAUGCAUCAAGCCUGUGUUUCUUUGAAAGGUUAUUUGCCUCUAGAGAAGCAGCUUAAGGUUGCUAACCUGGUGGUCCCCUGAAUUUUACAAUGGGACUAUAUGAAGGCAAUUUGGGUGCAAGUCUAAUAAUGCUAAUCUCUACAAUAUGUAUCAUUAACAGUUUGUAAAGAUUCUUUGGCCACUAGCUUCAAAAAAGAAAAAAAGUUCGAAGAUGAUGAAGUUGUCAUCAAGAUCAGCAAGCGAAGAACUCUAGUGAAUUGGCCAAAAGACCCAAAAGUCUAGUCUAGAGUAGGGG
Molecule: messenger RNA, 3049 nt
Organism: Ilex paraguariensis (yerba mate)
Lineage: Eukaryota; Viridiplantae; Streptophyta; Magnoliopsida; Aquifoliales; Aquifoliaceae
Source: the annotation of a GenBank genome assembly